AUGGGAACGUCGCGAGCCUAUUUCGACCGUCCCCUGGGCUCAAACGAGGUUGUCCUCUCUUUUGAAAGUCUUGGGCGUCCCCACGGUCUUGAACAAGGUGCUUCGAUACGGUUCCUGCGCCCCGGACGUGGGUCUUUGGACCACACGCACACCCUGGCCGACGUGCUAUCGUGCGUGCUCGCAAGUGCCGUGUGUGAAAUGCUAUGUAUGCACUUGCACGGGGGUGUUGUGAGGGCCCUUCGCUUCGUCAGUCACAUCACUCUAAGUGGUUGCUCCCUCUGUAUGGCUGCUUGCAGAUGGGGUGAAAAGGGGAGGGGGAUGGAGUAA
Molecule: messenger RNA, 327 nt
Organism: Colletotrichum paranaense
Lineage: Eukaryota; Fungi; Ascomycota; Sordariomycetes; Glomerellales; Glomerellaceae
Exons: 1
Coding region: 1-327 (108 amino acids)
Source: RefSeq, a predicted model, not a curated record